Messenger RNA from Staurois parvus, 1216 nucleotides. NCBI's taxonomy places the organism in Eukaryota, Metazoa, Chordata, Amphibia, Anura, Ranidae. The record is from the annotation of a GenBank genome assembly.
AUGAAGUUCGCCAGGUUCCUGCUGAAAAAACGCAGCGCUGGCCAAUGCGCCCAAACAGAUCGAGAGGUUCAGCCGCUUCUCUCCAUCUCCUCUUUCCAUGAAGCAGUUCCUUGACUUCGGAUCUGCCAAUGGAUGUGAGAAGACCUCCUUUGUCUUCCUGCGGCAGGAGUUACCGGUGAGGCUGGCCAAUAUCAUGCGUGAGAUCUACAUCCUCCCAGAUCCCCUGCUGGGGACCCCGUCUGUUCAGCUUGUGCAGAGUUGGUACAUCCAGAGUUUGAUGGAGCUAAUAGAAUUUGUGGAAAAGUGCCCAGAUGACCAGAGGGUUCUGUCUGACUUUACAGAGACUCUGGUCCACAUCCGGAACCGGCACAACAACGUCGUCCCCACCAUGGCCCAAGGGGUUAUCGAAUACAAAGAAGCCUUUGGGGUGGAUCCCGUGACCAAUCAGAAUGUCCAGUACUUUCUAGACCGUUUCUACAUGAGCCGAAUCUCCAUCAGGAUGCUAAUUAACCAACACACUCUUCUUUUCGAUGGUGGAACCAACCCUGCCCAUCCAAAACAUAUUGGAAGUAUCGACCCCAACUGCGAUGUAGUGGAAGUAGUGCAUGAUGCCUUUGAGAAUUCCAAAAUGCUCUGUGAGCAAUAUUAUCUGGCUUCUCCUGAUCUGCAGAUAAAACAGUCAAAUGCAAAAUCGCCUGGACAGCCUAUAAGUAUGGUGUAUGUUCCUUCUCACCUCUACCACAUGCUGUUUGAGCUUUUCAAGAAUGCCAUGCGAGCCACCGUGGAGAGCCAUGAAAACAGUCUGUCUCUCCCAUCUGUUAAAGUCAAUAUUGUUCUAGGAAAAGAAGACCUGACAAUUAAGAUCUCUGACAACGGGGGAGGUGUUCCUUUAAGAAAAAUAGAGCGUCUUUUUAGCUACAUGUAUUCCACAGCCCCACUGCCCAUGAUGGACAAUGCUCGGAACGCACCACUGGCGGGUUUCGGAUAUGGGUUACCCAUCUCUCGUCUUUAUGCCAAGUAUUUCCAAGGUGACUUAAUGCUACAUUCGAUGGAAGGUUUUGGAACAGAUGCAGUCAUUUACUUAAAGGCAUUGUCCUCUGAAUCCAUCGAGCGGUUACCGGUGUUCAACAAGUCCGCCUGGAAGCACUAUAAGUUCUGCACAGAAGCGGACGACUGGUGUAUUCCCAGCAGCGAGCCAAAGAACCUGGCCAGGUAG